GUUACCACAGAAACCAAGCUGUAACCUGAUUGGCGACGCCCUGUGUGGUGGGUGGGGUCAAUGAAAUACAAGAACGCAUCGCAUUAAUGUGAGCAUCAUAUGAGAGUUUUCAGAGAAGCGUGCAGGAUGGCAACGGCAGAUUGUUCAGAGCUGGAUAUGGAGCUGGGAGAUUUACUGCAGGAGUUUAAUGAUGUUGUGAAGGAGUUGAGUGCUCCUCAUGAGCACGUGCACAGAGAUGUAAAGAGACGCACGGGACAGAAUGAUGGAGAUGAUUCAGAUUACGGUAGUGAGACGUCAAUGGGAAACAGUUUAAAUGCUAGUGAAGAAGAGUUAAACAUCGCUGACAUGACCACAGCACCAAACGCCAUGCCUGCAGACACCAGCGACCUACAGAGUUUCAUUGAAAAACUUGACAGAGAGCUUUCAGAGAUGUGACGUGAUUGGACAGGAGUGAUCAUGUGCCACACUUAGGACCAAGAGAGCUGCCGUUCUAUAAUAUUCACUUUUACAAAAAGUUAGUAUGUGUAAAUAAUGUUGAGAAAAAACCCAGCUUGAGACACUUUUAUUAUGGAAAUGAAGUUUGUAUAGAUGAAUUUCUACUUAAGGUUACUCAGAAACUGUUUUGUAUGUCCAAGUAUAGUAUGUUAUGAUUACUCAUUUAAAGGUAUUGUGGAGGAUUUUCUUUUUCCGGGUGGAUCAUCAAGACUAUUGGUUCUCCUAGUUGUCAAUCAGGAGUGUUGCGCAAUUGCAUUUUUUUAAAAAGUGAAGAAAGCGAUUCUUUUCUAAAAUUCGAGAAAAUCCUCCGCUACACCUUUAAUAUAAAGAGCAAAAUGCAAGUAGUUCAUUUAUGAAGAGGUUCUGUAUUAUAAAAUGUCUAUUUUUUAUAAAGAAGUUGUAAGAUAUUGUUGUUGUUUUAUUUCUGCAUUAAAACUUUUGCGCAGUU
Molecule: messenger RNA, 943 nt
Organism: Misgurnus anguillicaudatus (oriental weatherfish)
Lineage: Eukaryota; Metazoa; Chordata; Actinopteri; Cypriniformes; Cobitidae
Biological process (GO): regulation of cell cycle
Source: RefSeq, a predicted model, not a curated record